Knipowitschia caucasica is the source of this 1038-nucleotide messenger RNA. Lineage: Eukaryota; Metazoa; Chordata; Actinopteri; Gobiiformes; Gobiidae. The record is from the annotation of a GenBank genome assembly.
AUGUCAGCAGAUCUUGUGGGAGAGGGAGAGGUGGGAGAGGGAGAGGAGGGAGAGGUGGGAGAGGUGGGAGAGGUGGGAGAGGGAGAGGUGGGAGAGGUGGGAGAGGGAGAGGAGGGAGAGGUGGGAGAGGUGGGAGAGGGAGAGGAGGGAGAGGUGGGAGAGGUGGGAGAGGGAGAGGUGGGAGAGGGAGAGGUGGGAGAGGGAGAGGAGGGAGAGGGAGAGGAGGGAGAGGUGGGAGAGGUGGGAGAGGGAGAGGAGGGAGAGGUGGGAGAGGGAGAGGAGGGAGAGGUGGGAGAGGUGGGAGAGGGAGAGGAGGGAGAGGGAGAGGAGGGAGAGGUGGGAGAGGGAGAGGAGGGAGAGGUGGGAGAGGGAGAGGUGGGAGAGGGAGAGGUGGGAGAGGGAGAGGAGGGAGAGGAGGGAGAGGUGGGAGAGGGAGAGGAGGGAGAGGGAGAGGAGGGAGAGGGAGAGGGAGAGGGAGAGGAGGGAGAGGAGGGAGAGGUGGGAGAGGAGGGAGAGGAGGGAGAGGUGGGAGAGGGAGAGGGAGAGGAGGGAGAGGAGGGAGAGGUGGGAGAGGGAGAAGAGGGAGAGGUGGGAGAGGGAGAGGGAGAGGUGGGAGAGGAGGGAGAGGUGGGAGAGGGAGAGGAGGGAGAGGUGGGAGAGGGAGAGGAGGGAGAGGAGGGAGAGGUGGGAGAGGGAGAGGGAGAGGAGGGAGAGGAGGGGGAGGGAGAGGAGGGGGAGGGGGGAGAGGGAGAGGUGGGAGAGGGAGAGGUGGGAGAGGAGGGAGAGGUGGGAGAGGGAGAGGAGGGAGAGGUGGGAGAGGGAGAGGAGGGAGAGGUGGGAGAGGGAGAGGGAGAGGGAGAGGGAGAGGAGAGGGAGAGGGAGAGGGAGAGGAGAGAGGUGGGAGAGGGAGAGGGAGAGGGAGAGGAGGGAGAGGUGGGAGAGGGAGAGGAGGGAGAGAUGAGAAGUCGGAGAAGGAAAUCUGUGGUGAGUUUGAGACCUCAAGAAGCACAGGGACACUUCAAACCACUGGCCUCAUGA